Molecule: messenger RNA, 369 nt
Organism: Helobdella robusta
Lineage: Eukaryota; Metazoa; Annelida; Clitellata; Rhynchobdellida; Glossiphoniidae
Exons: 5
Coding region: 1-369 (122 amino acids)
Source: RefSeq, a predicted model, not a curated record
AUGCGCCAGUCUCGUAAGUCAGAACUUUCAACCAUUCACUCCAACAGAUUUCAAGUUAAUGAGACCCAACUACUGAAUGAUCACAGAGUAUUUAUUACAUCUAAUGACGCGAGUGAAAAGUUGAUCCUGUUGCUUGCAUUUGAGCACGGUAUCAUGUUGCUUACAACAUCUCCAUCGCCUGCUCCUGAUGGUGAUGACGAGCAGAGGAGAACCACACCUAAUAGAGUCAUGAGGAGGUGUGGCCAUCGAUGGGACGUCAAACGCGUAAUAACAUUACCGGAACUGCAGAGUGUAUUGUCACAUUGGUUGAAGCCAUCGGGACAUUUGGAGCAGGCCGCACCUUUUGUAUACAGGGGUAGUUCCUUGUAA